Orycteropus afer afer is the source of this 5394-nucleotide messenger RNA. It is a transcript of the gene LAMB1, whose product is annotated as laminin subunit beta 1. Gene Ontology annotation, molecular function: integrin binding; extracellular matrix structural constituent. Gene Ontology annotation, biological process: basement membrane assembly; cell migration; substrate adhesion-dependent cell spreading. NCBI's taxonomy places the organism in Eukaryota, Metazoa, Chordata, Mammalia, Tubulidentata, Orycteropodidae. Gene Ontology annotation, cellular component: laminin trimer. The record is from RefSeq and is a predicted model, not a curated record.
AUGGAAGGGCCCCUCUCCUCUCUCUGAGCAUUUGCCUUUUUUUUUUCUCCCCUCUCCAGAAAGGAAGACGGGAAAAAGGGGCAGGCGACUCGCCGGGCGUGUUCCCCCUCCUCCGCCGUGUCCCCUCGGCUGCAGGGACUCGACAUGGGACUGCUCCAGGUGUUCGCUUUCGGUUUCUUAGCCCUGUGCGGAGCCCGAGUGCGCGCUCAAGAACCGGAGUUCAGCUAUGGCUGUGCAGAGGGCAGCUGCUAUCCGGCCACUGGCGACCUUCUUAUUGGCCGAGCGCAGAAGCUGUCCGUGACCUCGACGUGCGGGCUGCACAAGCCCGAGCCUUACUGUAUCGUCAGCCACCUCCAGGAGGACAAAAAAUGCUUCAUAUGCAAUUCACGAGAUCCUUAUCAUGAGACCCUCAAUCCCGAUAGUCAUCUCAUUGAAAAUGUGGUCACUACAUUCGCUCCAAACCGCCUUAAGAUUUGGUGGCAAUCUGAAAAUGGCAUGGAAAAUGUAACGAUCCAACUGGAUUUGGAAGCAGAAUUCCAUUUUACUCAUCUCAUAAUGACUUUCAAGACAUUCCGUCCAGCUGCUAUGCUGAUAGAGCGAUCGUCUGACUUCGGGAAAACCUGGGGCGUGUACAGAUACUUUGCCUAUGACUGUGAGAGCUCAUUUCCAGGCAUUUCAACUGGCCCCAUGAAAAAAGUUGAUGAUAUAAUUUGUGAUUCCCGAUAUUCUGACAUUGAGCCCUCAACGGAAGGAGAGGUGAUAUUUCGUGCUUUAGAUCCUGCUUUCAAAAUAGAAGAUCCUUACAGUCCAAGGAUACAGAAUCUAUUAAAAAUCACCAACUUGAGAAUUAAGUUUGUCAAACUGCAUACUUUGGGAGAUAACCUGUUGGAUUCCAGAAUGGAGAUCAGGGAAAAGUACUAUUAUGCAGUUUAUGAUAUGGUGGUGCGAGGAAAUUGCUUCUGCUACGGCCAUGCCAGUGAGUGUGCCCCUGUGGAUGGAUUCAAUGAAGAAGUGGAAGGAAUGGUGCACGGGCACUGCAUGUGCAGGCAUAACACCAAGGGCUUAAACUGCGAGCUCUGCAUGGACUUCUACCACGACUUACCCUGGAGACCCGCUGAGGGGCGAAACAGCAAUGCCUGUAAAAAAUGUAACUGCAACGAACAUUCUGGCUCGUGCCACUUUGACAUGGCUGUGUACUUGGCAACUGGAAACACCAGUGGAGGAGUGUGCGAUGAUUGUCAGCACAACACAAUGGGCCGCAAUUGUGAGCAGUGCAAGCCGUUCUACUACCAGCACCCAGAGAGAGAUAUUCGAGAUCCUAAUAUCUGUGAACAAUGUACCUGUGACCCAGCUGGUUCUCAGAAUGGGGGAGUUUGUGACAGUUACACUGAUUUUUCUGCUGGUCUCAUUGCUGGUCAGUGUCGGUGUAAAUUAUACGUGGAAGGAGAACACUGUGAUGCUUGCAAAGAAGGCUUCUAUGACUUAAGUACUGAAGAUCCAUUUGGUUGUAAAUCUUGUGCUUGUAAUCCUCUGGGGACAAUUCCUGGAGGGAAUCCUUGUGAUUCUGAGACCGGUUAUUGCUACUGUAAGCGUCUGGUGACCGGACAGCAUUGUGACCAGUGUCUGCCAGAACAUUGGGGUUUAAGCAAUGAUUUGGAUGGAUGUCGACCUUGUGACUGCGACCUUGGAGGAGCAUUGAACAGCAACCAAAAACAGUGGACUUGCAAGAAAGGGGUCAGCAUAGUGGAGCGGCAGUAUAUCCAGGACCGGACUCCUUCCUGGACUGGAGCGGGCUUUGUCCGAGUGCCCGAAGGGGCUUAUCUGGAGUUUUUCAUUGACAAUAUACCAUAUUCCAUGGAGUAUGACAUCCUCAUUCGCUAUGAGCCACAGUUACCCGACCACUGGGAAAAAGCUGUCAUCACAGUGCAGCGACCUGGAAAGAUCCCAGCCAGCAGCCGAUGUGGUAACACUAUACCCGAUGACGACAACCAGGUGGUGUCUUUAUCGCCAGGCUCAAGGUAUGUCGUCCUUCCGCACCCUGUGUGCUUUGAGAAAGGUGUGAAUUACACAGUGAGGUUGGAGCUGCCCCAGUACACCUCCUCUGACAGUGGCGUGGAGAGCCCCUACACACUUAUUGAUUCACUUGUUCUCAUGCCAUACUGUAAGUCACUGGACAUCUUCACUGUUGGAGGUGCAGGAGACGGUUUGAUCACCAACAGUGCCUGGGAAACCUUUCAGAGAUACCGCUGUCUGGAAAACAGCAGAAGCGUUGUGAAAACUCCAAUGACAGAUGUUUGCAGAAACAUCAUCUUCAGCAUUUCUGCCCUGUUACACCAGACAGGCCUGGCUUGUGAAUGCGACCCUCAGGGUUCAUUAAGUUCCGUCUGUGACCCCAGCGGAGGCCAGUGCCAGUGCCGGCCCAACGUGGUUGGAAGAACCUGCAACAGAUGUGCUCCUGGCACCUUUGGCUUUGGCCCCAGUGGAUGCAAACCUUGUGAAUGCCAUCUGCAAGGCUCUGUCAAUGCCUUCUGCGAUCCCAUCACCGGCCAGUGCCACUGUUUCCAGGGGGUGUAUGCUCGGCAGUGUGACCGCUGCUUACCUGGGUACUGGGGCUUUCCAAGUUGCCAGCCCUGCCAGUGCAAUGGCCAUGCCGACGACUGCGAUUCAGUGACAGGGGAGUGCUUGAGCUGCCAGGACUACACCGCAGGUCAUAACUGUGAAAGGUGCUUGGCUGGUUACUAUGGUGACCCCAUCAUUGGGUCAGGAGAUCACUGCCGCCCUUGCCCUUGCCCAGAUGGUCCUGACAGUGGACGCCAGUUUGCCAGUAGCUGUUAUCAAGAUCCUGUUACUUUACAGCUUGCAUGUGUCUGCAGUCCUGGAUACAUUGGCUCCAGAUGCGAUGACUGCGCCUCGGGAUUCUUUGGCAACCCCUCGGAUGUCGGCGGGGCGUGCCAGCCUUGCCAUUGUCACCACAACAUUGACACAACCGACCCGGAAGCCUGUGACAAGGAGACUGGAAGGUGCCUCAAGUGCCUGUACCACACGGAAGGAAACCACUGCCAGCUGUGCAGGUUCGGUUACUACGGAGACGCCCUGCAGCAGGACUGUAGAAAGUGUGUCUGCAAUUACCUGGGUACCGUGCAGGAGCACUGCAACAACUCUGACUGCCAAUGUGACAAAACUACCGGUCAGUGUUUGUGUCUCCCCAAUGUGAUCGGGCAGAACUGUGACCGCUGUGCACCCAAUACCUGGCACCUGGCCAGCGGGAGUGGGUGCGACCCAUGCAACUGCGAUGCUGCCCAUUCCUUUGGGCCGUCCUGUAACGAGUUCACGGGGCAGUGCCAGUGCAUGCCUGGGUUUGGAGGCCGCACGUGCAGUGAGUGCCAGGAGCUCUUCUGGGGAGACCCCGAAGUGGAGUGCCGAGCCUGUGACUGUGACCCCAGGGGCAUUGAGACGCCACAGUGUGACCAGUCCACGGGCCAGUGUGUCUGCGUUGAGGGCGUCGAGGGUCCACGCUGUGACAAGUGUACUCGGGGGUACUCGGGGGUCUUCCCUGACUGCAUGCCCUGCCACCAGUGCUUUGCUCUUUGGGACGUGAUCAUUGCUGAGUUGACCAACAGAACCCACAGAUUCCUGGAGAGAGCCAAGGCCUUGAAGAUUAGUGGAGUGAUUGGGCCUUAUCGGGAAACUGUGGACUCUGUGGAGAAGAAGGUCAAUGAGAUAAAGGACAUCCUGGCCCAGAGCCCAGCAGCAGAGCCACUGAAAAACAUUGGGAAUCUCUUUGAGGAAGCAGAGAAGUUAACCAAAGAGGUUACAGAAAAGAUGUCUCAGGUAGAAGUGAAAUUAUCUGACACAGCUUCACAGAGUAACAGCACAGCUGAAGAAUUAGACUCUCUGCAGAAAGAAGCAGAAAGACUGGACAACACAGUGAAAGAACUUGCUGAGCAACUAGAAUUUAUCAAAAACUCAGAUAUUCGGGGUGCCUUGGACAGCAUUACCAAGUACUUCCAGAUGUCUCUUGAAGCAGAGGAGAGGGUGAAUGCCUCCACCACAGAUCCCAACAGCACUGUGGAGCAGUCAGCUCUCACUCGAGACAAAGUGGAAGACUUGAUGCUAGAGCAAGAGUCCCAGUUCAGGGAAAAACAAGAGGAGCAGUCUCGCCUUCUUGACGAACUGGCAGGCAAACUCCAAAGUCUAGACCUUUCAGCCACUGCUGAGAUGACCUGUGGAACACCUCCAGGGGCCUCCUGCUCCGAGACUGAGUGUGGCGGCCCAAACUGCAGAACUGAUGAAGGACAGAAGAAGUGUGGGGGACCUGGCUGUGGUGGUCUGGUCAGUGUUGCACACAGCGCCUGGCAGAAAGCUAUGGACUUUGACCGAGAUGUCCUGAGUGCCCUGGCUGAGGUGGAACAGCUCUCCAAGAUGGUCUCCGAAGCAAAACUCAGAGCAGAUGAAGCAAAACAGAACGCUCAAGAGGUUCUGCUGAAAACAAAUGCAACCAAAGAAAAAGUAGACAGGAGCAAUGAGGAUCUAAGAAAUCUGAUCAAGCAAAUCAGAAACUUCUUGACCCAGGAUAGUGCUGAUUUGGACAGCAUCGAAGCAGUUGCUAACGAAGUGUUGAAAAUGGAAAUGCCUAGCACCCCACAGCAGUUACAGAACCUGACAGAAGAUAUUCGUGAACGAGUUGAAAGCCUUUCUCAAGUAGAGGUUAUUCUACAGCAAAGUGCUGCUGACGUGGCCAGAGCUGAAAUGUUGUUAGAAGAAGCUCAAAGAGCCAGCAAAAGUGCAACAGAUGUUAAAGUCACUGCAGACAUGGUAAAGGAAGCUUUGGAAGAAGCAGAGAAGGCCCAGAUAGCAGCAGAAAAGGCAAUUAAGCAAGCAGAUGAAGACAUUCAAGGAACACAGAACCUGCUGACUUCGAUUGAGUCUGAAACCGCAGCUUCUGAGGAAACCUUGUACAACGCCUCACAGCGUAUCAGUGAGCUAGAGAGGAAUGUGGAAGAACUUAAGCGCAAGGCUGCCCAAAACUCUGGGGAGGCAGAAUAUAUUGAAAAAGUAGUAUAUACCGUGAAACAAAACGCAGAUGAUAAUAAGAAGAUUCUGGAUGGUGAACUUGGUGAAAAGUAUAAGGAAGUAGAAAAUAUAAUUGCCAAAAAGACUGAAGAAUCAGCUGAUGCCAGAAGGAAAGCUGAAAUGCUCCAAAAUGAAGCAAAAACACUUUUGGCUCAAGCAAACAGUAAACUGCAACUGCUGAAAGAUUUAGAAAGAAAAUACGAAGACAAUCAAAAAUAUUUAGAAGAUAAAGCCCAAGAACUAGUGAGAUUGGAAGGGGAAGUCCGCUCACUCCUGAAGGACAUAAGCCAGAAAGUUGCUGUUUAUAGCACCUGCUUGUAA